AUGGGCGUCACAAAACCUCAACUCACGACGCCGCCCAGCGCCCCCAGAGCGCUUCUGUGUAUCCAUGGGUCUGGUGGCUCAGCCAACAUAUUCCGCGUCCAGACGGCCAAGCUUCGCAUGGCGUUACGACAUGAGUUCGAAUUCGUCUAUGCCACCGCCCCGUUCGAAUCCGAGCCUGGUCCGGGUGUGUUGCCGCUGUUUCGAGGCAUGGGCCCGUACCGUUCCUGGUUUUUGAAGGACGACGGUGACAAAAAAACUAGAGUGAACCGGACGAACGACAACGAAGAGCCCAGCGCAGACACUUCGUCAGUGGGUGGCCGGCUCUUGGAAGUGAAUAAACCCGUCCAGAAGGUUGUCGAGGACUGGCAGAAGAACAACCCGCAGAUUCCCAUUGUCGGGGUCAUGGCCUUCUCCGAGGGCGCAUUGGUGGCCACGUUGCUGAUAUGGCAGCAGCAGAUGGGAAGGCUGCCGUGGUUCCCAAAGAUGGACGUGGCCAUGUUCAUCUGUUGCUAUUACACCGAGGAGGCCACGGACUACAUAAAGACCGAGUCGCCAGAUGACCAAAAAGCGACCCUGAUCAACGUGCCGAGCGUGCAUCUCCAAGGCCUGCAAGAUUUUGCUCUCCAAGGGUCGCGGACAUUGGCUGCGACGCACUUUUCCCCUGAAAACGCCGACAUACUAGAGUUCCAGGGCGGGCACCACAUCCCCAGCAGAAAGAGCGACGUUGAUGAGGCUGCGAGGCGUUUCCUCAACUUGUUAAAGCGCUGA
Messenger RNA from Colletotrichum godetiae, 768 nucleotides. RefSeq names its product oxidoreductase. Gene Ontology annotation, biological process: secondary metabolite biosynthetic process. The transcript has a single exon. The record is from RefSeq and is a predicted model, not a curated record. Gene Ontology annotation, molecular function: hydrolase activity. Lineage: Eukaryota; Fungi; Ascomycota; Sordariomycetes; Glomerellales; Glomerellaceae. Gene Ontology annotation, cellular component: cytoplasm; nucleus. Bases 1 to 768 code for a protein of 255 amino acids.